CGGUCUGCCAGAUCUCUGCUCCGUGGCACAUCAAGUUCAUCGGGCUUCAGAGACUCAGGAGGCUCAAGAUGGUGUCGAUCCAAAAGCUGCCCUCGCUGCUUCCAGACGAGCCUAAAGACCAUCACAUCGGCAACCCACCCAAAGCCUUCCGAAACCCGUGGCCGUCAUUCAAUCCCAGCCACCACAGUCUGGGGAACAUCGUCAAAGUUCGCUUUGGCAAAGAUCGCCCAACGUUUGUGCCAGUUCCCAAUGACCGCUCGGAGCUGGUACCUGUUCAGCGAGUCGACUUUUCCACGCCUCACCCAGGGCCCAAGGUGACCUGGAUCGGCCAUGCUAGUUUUCUGGUGCAGACCGGCAAGGAGGAUUCCGCGCUACGGGGCAUCAACAUCCUCUGUGACCCGGUGUUUUCGGAGAGGACCUCUCCAUUCACAUGGUUUGGCCCUAAAAGAUAUACACCCACCCCGUGUACUUUGGAGGAGUUGCUUGAUGCUGUCGAGAUCGACCUGGUCGUCAUCAGCCACAACCAUUACGAUCACGCCGACGCAGAGACUCUAAAGGCGAUUUGGGCCCGGAGAAGAUCAAAAGUCCAUUUUCUGGUGGGACUGCACAAUUCGCGUUGGCUGACGGCAAUCGGGAUCGAUCGCUCGUCCAUUACCGAGCUGGAUUGGUGGGAGGGAGUCGACAUUGAGGUCAAUGGGAUUGGAAAGGCUCGGAUCACAUGUACGCCCACACAGCACUUCUCGCGACGAAGCAUAUGGGACUCAAACCACGAUCUGUGGUGUUCGUAUGCGAUUCAAGACCUGCAGGGCUCCGGCAAAAGGAUCUACUUUGCUGGCGACACCGCCUAUCGAUCCAUCCAUUCCAUGAACUUGUCCCGCGAGGAAGAAGACGCACAGCCUGCGUGUCCAGCUUUCAAGCAGAUUGGUGAUCUGCUGGGCCCGUUCGACCUGUCCCUCUUGCCCAUUGGGCUGUGUGAACCAAGGGACUUCAUGUCCAACGUCCAUGCCAACUCGUGGGACUCGAUCCGAAUACAUCAAGAUGUGAAAAGCAGGAGAUCGAUCGGGAUGCACUGGGGGACAGUUCGUGGCGGCCUGUCUCAGUAUUACGAAGAUGUCCGCACGCCGAUGAAGCACUGGAAGAUGGCUGCUGAAGAGGCGGGCUUGAAAUGGGGAGAGGAGAUUGGUGUUUUGGACAUUGGGGAGACGUUGGUGUUGGACUGA
Messenger RNA from Cladophialophora immunda, 1220 nucleotides. RefSeq lists its product as uncharacterized. Gene Ontology annotation, molecular function: N-acylphosphatidylethanolamine-specific phospholipase D activity; zinc ion binding. The transcript has a single exon. Gene Ontology annotation, cellular component: cytoplasm; membrane-bounded organelle. Lineage: Eukaryota; Fungi; Ascomycota; Eurotiomycetes; Chaetothyriales; Herpotrichiellaceae. Bases 69 to 1220 code for a protein of 383 amino acids. The record is from RefSeq and is a predicted model, not a curated record. Gene Ontology annotation, biological process: N-acylphosphatidylethanolamine metabolic process; N-acylethanolamine metabolic process.